This is a messenger RNA of Triticum turgidum subsp. durum (durum wheat), 321 nucleotides long. NCBI's taxonomy places the organism in Eukaryota, Viridiplantae, Streptophyta, Magnoliopsida, Poales, Poaceae. The record is from the annotation of a GenBank genome assembly.
AUGGCCCAGAAGGUGGUGCUGAGGAUUCCCACCAUGACCGACGAGAAGACCAAGCAGAAAGCCAUGGAGGCCGUCGCCGACAUCUACGGUAUCGACUCGAUAGCCGCGGACCUCAAGGACAACAAGAUGACCGUCAUCGGCGCCAUGGACACCGUAGCCAUCGCCAAGAGGCUCAAGAAGCUCGGCAAGAUCGACAUCGUCUCGGUCGGCCCGGCCAAGGAGGAGAAGAAGCCGGCACCGGCUGCGGAGAAGAAGGGCGAGGAGAAGAAGGAUGACAAGAAAGAGGAGAAGAAAGACGACAAGAAGGCCGACAAGAAGUGA